Molecule: messenger RNA, 2212 nt
Organism: Gryllus bimaculatus (two-spotted cricket)
Lineage: Eukaryota; Metazoa; Arthropoda; Insecta; Orthoptera; Gryllidae
Source: the annotation of a GenBank genome assembly
CAAAAUGAUUGCACCACUGUAAAACAUAUGUUAGUUUCGAAUGGCGUAGAAGCUCAAAGACAAUGGUUCUCGACGUUUUUCUAAAAUAUAUUUUCAGUCAUUGUAAAUCUUUCUAGAUUUCUGAAACGGUUGUGCGCAACGAAUUCCAGUGGCACUUAAUCUCUGGUUAUUAUUUUUCACCCAUCAAAAGUAAUUUGACGUUCGUGUGCUGCUCUCUGUCGGCCAAUCGUUGGAAUAAUUUGGAGGAUCACGGAUAUCUUCACUGUAAAAAGAGUAACUUCUGCUAUCAGUAAUGGCUGUGAGACAUGCGGUCCAUGGAGGUAGUUGGUACACUGACAAAGUUAAAGACUUGAAUACCCAAUUGGAAACAUGGCUCAACAAUGCUGAUUUAACCCACGGACCUGCUCGAGCCAUAAUUGCACCUCAUGCUGGGUACCAGUAUUGUGGAGCAGUUAGUGGCUUUGCCUUCCGGCAAAUCAGUCCUGCAGUUGUACGAAGGGUCUUUGUACUGGGUCCAUCACACCAUGUUCGUCUAGGAGGUUGUGCAUUGUCUUCUGCUGCUAAAGUUGAGACUCCCUUCUAUGAUUUGAAAGUUGAUGCUCAGGUGUAUGCUGAACUGGAUGCUACCGGGCAAUUUGAAUGGAUGAACAUGAGAGUGGAUGAGGAUGAACAUAGUAUUGAAAUGCAACUCCCUUAUCUUGCCAAAGUCAUGGAGGACUACAAGGACAACUUCUCUGUGGUGCCUGUAUUAGUAGGAUCACUUACUUUGGAGAAAGAGGCUCUGUAUGGUAGAAUCUUCUCUCGUUACUUGGCAGACCCCCAGAAUCUGUUUGUGAUAUCGUCAGAUUUUUGCCACUGGGGCAACCGUUUCAGAUACACUUACUACGAUCACAAUUGGGGGGAAAUCUACCAGUCAAUCCAAACCCUGGAUCGCACGGGCAUGGAUAUUAUUGAAACACUGAAUCCUCAGGCCUUCACUGACUAUUUGAAAAAGUAUGGAAACACUAUAUGUGGGCGUCAUCCUAUUAGUGUAUUAUUGCAGGCUGUGCAUCACUUACAAAAAUCAGGAUCCAAUGGUCACAAGAUGACACUAAAAUUCUUAAAAUACGCACAAUCUAGCCAAGCUCGUCGCAUGGUGGACUCCUCUGUCAGCUACGCUGCUGCAGCUCUGACUUUCGAAUAACGAGCAGCUGGUGUGAGUGCCAACAGGCACACACUCACCAGCACACAGCCUGCAGUGACUGGCACGGUAUAUGCUGUCAUGUUGAAUGUCAGCAUAACCUUGGGAUGUGCUACAGCAGCAGCAACCAGCAUGUUGCCCCUGGCUCUAGGUGUGUCUCCUUUCCUUGAUGAUCUCACCUGGGGUAUGAAUGACAAUGUAGGCCGUAGGAGAUGACUGGGCAGCAUUUCAGAAUUCCACCUUCCAAUCAUACUUGCUCAUUGAGUAGCACAGUUGAUUGUGUGACAACUGUGUUUCUUCUCUUUGUGUUUUUUUUUUUUUUGUUACUGAAUGGUAGCUAAAGGAAGCUUUGUUUUACCAUACAAGUAUGUAUUUUCUCGACAGAGUCAGAAGACUGAGGGAAUUCUAUGCAAGGGAGAUUUAUUUCAUUGCAGUCUGCAUGCUUGCUGCUUUUUGUUUGAGACAAUAACUGCUGCCAAAGGCCUUCCGAUAGCCUUUUGCCCAGCCUCAGUCAAAAGAGUGAGGGACACAAAUGCAUCCUCAGAGCCCCGUGCCUGCCUGCUGCUGUGUCCUUCGAUUACAUGAUCAGGCAGUAUUUAUAAUUAAAUUUACUUGAUUUAACUGAAGCAAAUCAAAGGAUACCAUAUGUUGCACCAAGUGAAAAUGUAUGUGGGAAAAAUAUCACUGUUGUAAAGAUACAUUUUUCUAAUGUACUGGUAUAUGAAUAAAUUUGACCAAUAUGUCAAUGGAAGAAAUAGUUUGUAGUGUGUUUACAAUUGUGUUUCACAAUAAAUGGUUUCAAAUAGUUUGUUUGCUCAGUCCCUGCACUCCAGUCUCUGUUACCACAAAAGGAACACGCUUUGUGGCAAGAUAUGGACUAAAAACUACUUCAAGUAGUCUUUCAGCAAUAUGUGCUUUACUACCAUCGUGGUUAGCCAGCAUCCGAUCUGAACGAUGUAACUGAAGUCGUGUUGUCACUAGAUUGGCCCAAGCUAAUCCUAAUGCUGGAACGGAGAGAGAUUUGUUCUCUCC